This is a messenger RNA of Centruroides sculpturatus (bark scorpion), 753 nucleotides long. Its product is annotated as zinc finger BED domain-containing protein 5-like. The transcript has a single exon. The record is from RefSeq and is a predicted model, not a curated record. Lineage: Eukaryota; Metazoa; Arthropoda; Arachnida; Scorpiones; Buthidae. Bases 1 to 753 code for a protein of 250 amino acids.
AUGGAUCAAUGGUUAAAAAGGAUUAAUAAAGCAACAACAUCCAAAGAAGAUACAGAAAAAGGUGAACUUGCAAAGGAACAAUCUGCAACUACUAGUUCAAAAAACACGGAAUAUGUUCCCUCUUGUUCUGAACAGCAGCCAGGCAAAAAUAAAUGCAAGUAUGAUCCUCAGUAUUUGUCAUAUGGCUUUACUAGUACUGGUGAUGAAGAAGCCCCAGACGCCAUUUGUAUACUUUGUCACACAAGAUUAGCUAACAGUUCGUUGGCACCAUCAAAGUUGCAAAGACACAUGGAUACCAGGCAUAGUGUUUAUAAAAAUAAGGAUAAAUAUUCUUUUGAAAGGAAACUUGAAAGUUUCAAUAAAACUACAAAUUUCGUGGUGAAGAAAUACAGAACAGACAAUGAAAAUGCAACUGAAGCAUCAUAUAAAGCAUCUUACCAUAUUUCUCUUCUUGGCAAAGCACACACUAUUGGUGAAUCAUUGAUAAAACCUAUAUUGAAAGAUGUAGUUUCAUGUGUAUUUGAUGAAAAGUCUGCUCAAAAGGUUGAAUCUAUAUCUCUAUCUAAUGAUACGGUGUCGAGGCAUAUUUCUGGUGACAUUGAAACCGAACUUAAUUCACGAUUACAUGUGAUGCUUACGCGUUGCAAAUGGAUGAGUCUACAGAUGUGGCUGGACUGGCAAUUCUACUUGUGUUUGUUAGAUAUGACUUCAAUGAAACAAUUGAGAACAAUUUGCUUUUCUGUAAAAGUUUAG